AUGAUUAUUUGUAUUUUCUUAUGUUUACUUAUUUCGUUUGUUCAUUCUUCACCGACAUCAUCAUCGCCACCGCUUUUAUUAUUAAUGUCAUUCGAUGGAUUUCGUUGGGAUUAUCCAGAUAUAUAUCAAUUGCCGAAUUUUAAUUCGUUAAUGAAACGUGGUGUUCGUGUAAAACAUAUUGAUAAUAGUUUUGCUACCGUUACAUUCCCUUCACAUUUUACAAUGAUAACAGGUUUAUUUGAAGAAACUCAUGGAAUUGUUGCUAAUAUCAUAUAUGAUCCAAUACUUAAUGCUUCUGCAACUGUUAGCACAAUGAAUGAUACGAAAUGGUGGUCACAAAAUCCAUAUUCUCAACCGAUUUGGGCGAGCAAUCAAUUAGCUAAAGAUUCGAAUCAACGAAGGUCAGGUGUCAUUGCUUGGCCAGGUUGUAAUACACCUAUCAAUGGGCAUUUACCAUAUAGAUAUGAAGCAUUUGAUUCCAAUCGUAAAUUUGAUACAGUUUUAAAGCGAAUUUUCGAAUGGCUUAACGAACCGAUUGGCACACGCAUUAAUUUUGGUGCUACUUAUCAUUCAGAGCCUGAUCUAACAGGUCACCUUUACGGUCCAAUCUCGUCUGAAAUGAAUAAAACAUUACAAGAAUGUGAUGAUUAUGUUGGACUAUUGUUAAAAGCUAUUGAUGGUAAUGAAUAUUUAAAACAGAAUCUCAAUGUUAUUAUAACUGCUGAUCAUGGAAUGCAUGCUGUGAAUAAAAAGCAUCAACUUUUUCUUGAUCAAUAUAUUGACAAAUCCUUAUAUUCAGUCUAUGGUAGUCAUUCACUUGCUAACAUAUUUGUUAACAAAGCAUCUGACAUCGAUCGUCUCUACGCAAAUCUAUCCAAAAUUGAAAAUUAUGAAGUAUACAAAAAAUCUCAAAUACCUGAUGAAUAUCAUUACAAAUCUAAUGUACGCAUUGGAGAUAUAUUAAUUGUUGGUAAAAUUGGUUAUCAAAUCGUUGUACCAGGUGAUGAAUCUUCUGAUUUACUUGGUAACCAUGGCUAUGAUAAUCGAGCUGAAUCCAUGCAUCCAAUAUUUUAUGGAUUUGGACCUGCGUUUCGUUCAAAUCUUCUAGCUGAGCCAUUUCGUAAUGUUGAUAUUUAUCCAUUGAUGUCUUAUAUACUUCGUUUGAAUCAACGUAAUACAAAUGGUUCAUUAGACAAUGUUAAACAUAUACUAGUUGAUUUUUCACAAGAAAAAAUAUCUCCACUUCUAAUUAUUUUUUUAAUUAUUUCGGUAAUUGUUAUGGCUAUUGUUUAUACAAUAUGUGCUUGUCGUCAUUCUCGGAAAUUCAUCUAUAUAGAGUCCAAUAUUGAACCUCAGCAAUAUUUUCUAUUAAACAAUAAUGGUGGUUCAACAAAUAAUUUAAUUGUCAGUGAAAGUGAAGAUGAACAAGGAAAUACAUAG
Molecule: messenger RNA, 1440 nt
Organism: Rotaria socialis
Lineage: Eukaryota; Metazoa; Rotifera; Eurotatoria; Philodinida; Philodinidae
Source: the annotation of a GenBank genome assembly